GCGUCAUCUCACUUUUGUUGAUAAGUCGAUGCUCAUAAAAGAGUUUAUUGAGAGUUCGGAUUUUGUAUCGCUUGUUCUUCGUCCUCGCCGAUUCGGCAAGUCAACAAAUCUAUCCAUGCUACACCGUUUCUUUGAAAUAUUACAGUCUCAAGAUGAAAAAAUAAUCCGUAGAAAGCUUUUUGAAAAAUUAAAAAUUUCAGCUGAAAUAGAAAUUAUGGAAAAACAUUUUGCUCAGUACCCUGAUUUAACAUCUGAAACAUGGAAUGAAAUGAUAACACAACUAAGAGUACUUAUAGCUGUAAUUUACAGAAAACAUCGUUUUCUUAUUAACCAUUUAUAUCCCGAUACACAAAAAAGAUACCAACGAAUUCUUGAUAGAGAUCAAACUUAUUCUGUAUCAGAAUUGAAAUUUGCAUUCCAGGAACUCUCCGAAUAUCUGCGAAAUCAUUAUAAAAAAAAAUGUAUUGCACUAAUUGAUGAAUAUGAUUCCCCAAUGGAAUAUGCCUAUAAUAAAGGAUAUUAUGAAAUUGCAAGUGAUUUUUUUAAAGUCAUGUUCUCAUCAUUAUUAAAGAGCAAUGAUGAAAAUAUUGCGAAGGCAAUGUUGGUCGGUGUAUUGCGGAUCGCAAAAUCAGGGGUUUUAUCAGGGUUAAAUAAUAUCAUAGUUUACCCUUUGCAUCAAGAAAGUCAAUUCCCUCUUUAUGUAGAUAAGUUUGGAUUCACAUCUGAUGAGGUAGAACUAUUACUGCCAAUGCGUGGAGACUUAAAAACUAAUGAUGUUCGGAAAUGGUAUGACGGGUAUAUCUCAGGAGACAAUAUACAUUUAUAUAAUCCGUGGUCUAUUGUUUGUUUUCUUUCACGAGGUACCUUAAAUACUUAUUGGGUUGAUACAGGAAGCACUCAAACGUUGAAAAAGUGUAUAUGGAAAUCAAGCACUUCAUUUAAGGAAACUGUCGAGAAGUUGUUGAAAGGGGAAUAUAUAGCUGGUGUUGAGAUUCAAGAUGAUCUUCAAUAUUUAUAUUUGGAUCAAUAUCAAGAUUCGGUUAUUUGGACACUUUUGUACUAUGCAGGAUAUCUCACUAUGAAUUCUGAGAAACAUCUUGUUAUUCCAAAUAUUGAGAUUCAUUUAGAGUGGCAUAAAUGGGUGAUCAAUGUACCGUUUUUUACUCGAGGGCAAACCGUCACAUCAAUGUUAGAUAAUCUUCUGCUUGGAAAUCUUGAUUUAUUUAAAAAAGAAUUUGAAUAUAUAGUUAUAGAUACGCUUUCGUUUUAUGAUGUUGGGAGGUCUCAAUCCGGAAAAAAUGCAGAAAAUGUUUAUCAUGCCUUUUGCUUGGGAAUGUUUGUUGUUGCUCGUGAUCGAGGCUAUAUUGUUCAUUCUAAUCGUGAGGCUGGUAUGGGAAGAUAUGAUGUAAAAAUAGUUCCAAAAUCGGGUGUUGGUGAGAUAGCUAUAAUUAUUGAAUUUAAAAUUGUUCAUGAUAAUAAAAGUUUAAGCGAUGUGGCUCACGAAGGAUUAUGUCAAAUUGAAAAGAAGCAGUAUCGAGCAGGUCUACAAGACGAAGUAAAAAAACUUCUGGAAAUAGGAAUUGCGUUCGAGGGGAAAAAGGCUUGUGUAGUAGGGCAUUUAUUACAUAGAACUGAGGGUAGAGAAUGGAUCAAAUCUUUACAAUGA
Scutellospora calospora is the source of this 1666-nucleotide messenger RNA. NCBI's taxonomy places the organism in Eukaryota, Fungi, Glomeromycota, Glomeromycetes, Diversisporales, Gigasporaceae. The record is from the annotation of a GenBank genome assembly.